CUCGAUGCUAAUUUCAGUUCUCUGCUCGUCGAAAUUUAUGUUCGAGCGAGAGAUAAGAGGCAGCCUCAGGAUGGACAAUUCAAAUCAUCUCGCCACUUGCCAGCCUUCGAGUGCCCACUUCCAAGAGCCCGAUAAACCGAAGAUCCGAACCCGUUCGUGAGCUAGGCUGCCUGCAGCCAGUCAGAGUGCGUCUCCAAACGCGCCUUUCCUCUUCUGCAGGACACAAGGUUGUAUCGUAUCUCCACCGUUUCCGUGAACUGAGCAUCUGUCAGAAGGUUGUAUCUCAGUCCAUCCCCCGUCCAAAUCCAUGGACCCUCGACCUCAUCUCAACCUCAGCCUCCUCCCUCCCUCCCCUCGCUUUUGCUUCUAUCGUUGCUGAUAUCUAAUUUGUCUUUUCUUUCUUUGUCAUUUAGACGCAUCUCUUUCUGCGUCUGUUGUACAACAUUAAUACCCCUGUUUGUGUCGUUCUGGGCCCUUAUCAUCGCGUCCCUUUUCGGCCUCGCCCUCGCUUCUCUGCGUCCCUUGUGUCCUAUUUUUACCAGAGCCGCAUACUUCAAUAAUUCUCUUUUCUUAUUUCUAUCCUGUCUGGAUCACUCAUAAUCCUAAUCGACCCGACCCUGCCUUUCUGUCCACCUUUACAUCCAUUUCCAUGCAAACGAGCUCAGGAACCGGUCCAAAAUCGACACCCUCUCAAUGAUUUCGCCCGCCUCGUUAUUCACUUAGAUCUGUGGCCGGAUCAUGCGUCUCUCACAAUGUCUUCUCUCUGCAGCUUUUCUUUACGGCAGCGCCAAUGCCUUCAUUCCGUAUCGUUUUAAGGUCAAGACCGCCCCUUCUGGUUCCGAUAGCGAGAACGACAGCCUCGAUCGACGUUUCGUGCCUGUGAAGUUAUUAUCUGGCGAUAUAUCAUUAGAUUACAAGGAAGCUACGGACACUCACGAUGACGAAUUACUGUCUCUGGACAUCAAAAACACCCGCGUUCGCCGUGACAACAUCUACAAAGUCGUUCUGGCCGACAAACCUACCUCACCAAACACCGUCGCUCUCCACCAGGAUGGUCUCGACUACUCAUACUUUGCGACUGUGAAUGUUGGCACGCCUGGUCAACCGGUAUGGAUGAUGCUGGAUACAGGAGGCGCGAAUACAUGGGUGUUCAGCGAGGAUUGUACGGCCGAGCCUUGCAGGAUGCACAAUACUUUUGGGGAGGACUCUUCUUCCACUGUUAAGAUGACGAAGGACAAAUUUCAGGUGGGAUACGGUUCAGGCAAUGUCAGCGGCGUUCUUGUCACGGACCACCUUGCAAUUGCUGGUAUCAACGUGGAGAUGACGUUUGGAUUGGCCAGGGAAGCGACGGACGACUUUAUAAACUACCCGAUCGACGGCAUUCUUGGUUUGGGACGAUCCAACGAUACCUCGAUGGGAAGACCACCUUUCAUGGACCUUGUCGCGGAGCAAGGAGAUCUCGAGAAGAACAUUGUUAGCUUCCAUCUGUCCCGCAACUCCGAUGGUGCAAGGGAUGGAACAGUCACAUUUGGCGGAGUGGAUACCACUAAGUUCAGCGGAGACAUUGCCUACACCGAUGUCGCCAAUUCAAGCAUUCAUUGGAGCAUUCCUCUGGACGAGGCCAGCGUCAAUGGAGAGAACUGCGGCUUCGAGGACAAAUUCGCCAUUAUUGAUACAGGAACUUCGUACUCGCUGCUUCCCCCGAAAGAUGCAGCAGCGGUGCAUGCACUCAUCCCAGGCUCGAAACAAGUUUCAGACGAGAAUUAUAUUCUCCCGUGUGACUCAACUGCUGAUGUCCAGUUUACCUUUUCCGGGAAAAGCUAUCCCAUGUCUCCCAAGGACUACAUUGGAGCCCGCCUGGAGGGUGGCGAUGGUUGUAUUUCGACCAUCAUCGCCCAAGCAGUUUUCGGAGAUGAUGUUUGGAUUCUCGGUGAUACGUUCCUCAAGAAUGUGUAUGCCGUUUUUGAUUUUGACCACGACCGCAUUGGCUUUGCCGAACUCACUCACCCUCCUACACCUCAAACAACCACAACCACGGCAGCAGGAGUUGCCGCACCCACAGACACAUUCGCUACAGAGAGCACAGUUUCAGGUUCUACCGAGUCAACUGAUUCUACCGAUAGUGCCGCCGCUUCUAACCCUACGGAAACUCACUCUGAGUUCAAGGGUUCGGGAACAACGUUCAGUGUUUCCAAUAUCUACUGGCCUGCUCUAGCCGGCCUCGUGUAUUUGUACUAUCUUUAGCCUUUUUUUUUUCUCCCAGCUGGGUCCAUGUAUAUGCCCAGCGUUACCUGUCCUAUACCCCGCCUCUACGCACCGAUUUCAUUGCAUAUAUUCUUGUAAUCAAAUACAACAUGUUGAUUCAUGCCAUUUAUUCGAUAUCUAGCGGGUUUUUUCUGGAAUACAGGUUACUGAAUCAAUAUCUGACGUCCUUUCUCAACCCUAUAGCACCCUGUCUGGGAUUAGUGUGUACGAUUUUGGAUAUGACUCUGCUUCUGUUAGCUCUACAGGCGUCAUUUGCCUGGGUAUAAGCGUCUUACCAAGCGUAGACCGCUCAAAGUCCGCAACACGGUUGAACCCUCCAACAGCCAUGAGGAUAUCAAAAUCCGCCAGCAACGACUUCAUCACAUGCCGUACCCCUUCCUCUCCCAUGAUACUCAAGCCCCAGAUCCAAAGCCGUCCCACGAACACAAACUUUGCGCCCAGAGCAAGCGCCUUUGCAACGUCACUCGCGCCUCGAACCCCCGAAUCGUACAUGAUGUACAACCUCUCACCAACAGCCUCCACAAUAUUUUCCAACGCAUCCAAACUCGCAAUCGCCCCGUCGACCUGCCUCCCGGCAUGAUUACUCACUAUAAUUCCAUCGACACCAAGCUCCACGCAUUUUCGAGCAUCACCGACAGACUGAAUGCCCUUGAUGACGAACGGUCUCCCGCCGGAGAUCUUCUUCCACUGCUCGAUCAGCCAGGGGAUCUUGUCCCACGACCACGCGCGGCCAUGCCAGACGGAGUCAAUCCACUUUGUUGAGGCGGCGACGACGUCCUUCUCGGGGUCAAUCCCUGAUUCACGGCAUCGACGCUGGAAAACGGGGUCACUGAGUCCUAGGUCUGCGCCGAGCCCGCGGUAGAAGGCAUAGUUUGAGUUUGCGACGUCCUCAUGCCGCCAGCCGAGCUGCCAUGUAUCUGUCGUUAGGACCAGGGCGUCGAAGCCGCUGUUCCAGGCGCGGUUUAGGAGGGAGAGGGUUAGCUCGUCGUCGUGCGGCAUGUAGAGCUGGUAGAACCGCGGAUUGCCUUGGCCAUUUGCUUCCCCGACUUUUUCAAUGGGCGAACUCCCCGCUGUUGAGAGACAGUAUGGUAAGUUCAGCUCGCCCGCUACCUUUGCAACGGCGAUCUCCGCGGAUUGGUGGUAGAUUUUGUUGAUGCCGAUAGGUGCGAACCCGAUGGGCGCCGAUACACGGUGCCCGAAGAUCUCGGUCGUUGUGUCGCGGAGGUUCGUGUCGACGAGCUGGUUGGGGAUUAUGCGGUGGCGGU
Molecule: messenger RNA, 3530 nt
Organism: Aspergillus calidoustus
Lineage: Eukaryota; Fungi; Ascomycota; Eurotiomycetes; Eurotiales; Aspergillaceae
Source: the annotation of a GenBank genome assembly